UCAUUCUUGACCUUCUUCCUCCCACACCCUAUCGACGACGACGACAAAACUCAGACAUGGCGGAUCAGUUGACCGACGAUCAGAUCGCGGAGUUUAAGGAAGCCUUCAGCCUAUUCGACAAAGAUGGCGAUGGUUGCAUCACUACCAAAGAGCUUGGGACAAUGAUGAGAUCAUUGGGGCAGAAUCCAACAGAAGCUGAGCUACAUGACAUGAUAAAUGAGGUAGAUGCUGAUGGCAAUGGGACCAUUGAUUUCCCAGAGUUUCUAAAUCUGAUGGCCAGGAAGAUGAAGGACACUGACUCUGAAGAGGAGCUGAAAGAGGCUUUUAGAGUGUUCGAUAAGGACUAGAACGGUUUCAUCUCUGCUGCCGAGCUUCGUCAUGUGAUGACAAACCUUGGUGAGAAGCUAACUGACGAAGAAGUUGAUGAGAUGAUAAGAGAGGCCGAUGUUGAUGGCGGUGGUCAGAUCAACUAUGAGGAGUUCGUUAAGGUUAUGAUGGCCAAGUGAUCCCACCCACCACGACCACAAGUUAUAAUCUUUAAUAUGUUGUCUUGUGGUUUUACAUAACUAGAAUUCUUUUUUACAAAACAAGGUAUUGAAUUUGGAUGUGUUGAGCUAAAAAAAAAA
Molecule: messenger RNA, 626 nt
Organism: Cuscuta epithymum
Lineage: Eukaryota; Viridiplantae; Streptophyta; Magnoliopsida; Solanales; Convolvulaceae
Source: the annotation of a GenBank genome assembly